GAACGACAAAGCAGGAAAUAACUGCAAAAAGAAUAAGAAGGGCUUAACUAUAGUUGUUUGGAGCUAACACAAGACACUGACAGCACUGAGCAGCACAGGCAGUGAACACAGGGUUUUCUCCAGAGCACAACAAUGUUUUUAAUCCUCUACGUGGCUCUCCUCUUCUUAUUGAAGAUCAAGAGUGGCCAGCUUCAGUGUGUCAAAGGAACUGUAAAAGACAGUGAGUUUUCCAUCAUUGUGAAGACACACCUUCAAGUGGUAUCUGGCGACUGCAUUGUGAUCCCAUUUGAAAUUAUCUUUCCAAAAAACAAAGUGAAAGUCCCGUAUAAAAGGAUUUGGUUCAGGGGAGAUCCACAGAACACAGUUUCUCUGACAGUUGUUAAAAAUAAAGAAAAUUCAACAAAAGACAUUUUACGGAUAGAUGGUCUGCCACAAGGAGAGUAUGAGUAUGGCUUUAAAUUGGAAUGGGAGUGUAAUCAGAUGUAUGUGUUUCCAAAGAGGGUUCGGGUCUCAGUUUCUGCAUUAACACGAAAACCAACUGUGUUGGUUCCUCCAUUAAAGGAAGGACAGAAGUCAACAAUGAGAUGUUAUGCUCCUCGUUUGUGUUCUGCCAGAGCAAAGAUCGAAUGGAAGACGACAAAUACUUCUAAAAACACUUAUCUAGACUACACGCUUUUUAGUAUGUGGCAAGAUGAACUGGAUCUAAACCUCAUACCAUCAGCAUAUGACCACAACACCGCCAACAUCACAUGUGUGGUAGAGUAUGAAAACAACAUUCUUGCUGAGAGAACCAUCACGCUGACUGUGCAAUUUGCACCUAAGUUCAAAAAUGGUUCCCAGUGCAUGGUUAAAGGAAAGCUCCUGGUCUGUGAGUGCAUCAGUUGGGGGAAUCCCACAUCCUCCAUCACCUGGCCUGUAUCCUCUCUCACAGACUUCUCCAUUAACACCUAUAGCAAUGCCCAAACGGUGAACAGCAUCCUUACCAUGAAUGCAGCUGACUUCUUCAACACCAGUGUCAGGUGCAUCAGCAGCAAUGCACUGGGUCUGAGGGAGAUUGCAAUUCCAAUUAAAAACUACACAGGGAACUCUGUGAACUUGAAUGAGAAGGAGACAUGUAAAGUGUCCCUUCCCUGGAUAAUAGCUGUAGGUGUUUCUGUUAGUCUGACCCUGGUCCUUCUCAUCAGCCUGAUCAUCUGCUUUUACAAACGGGGCAAGAGGUCACAAGAGAAACUCUGUGAGGAGAUGAUGAACACCUACGCCUCCCUGAACAGAGCUCAAAUUGAGCAAGACUACAGCGUCAUAUCUCCGCAGCUAAGAUGAAAAGUGCUGAGUCAUACUUGUGUUAGUCUUUUUCAGUAUUGUCUUUUACAGACUAAGUGUGUGCUAUGUAUUAUUUUUGUGAUGCUCUAUACCCACCCUUUAUCGUUCUAUUACUUUCUUUCCUCUUUAUCUUAGGGCCUGGAAGGGGGGUUUCAUCGAGCCUAGUAGCCCAGGUACAUAGUGGUUGCUUGUUGCAGCAGCUCUCUCUUUGUUGUUCUUUUUUCGACUUCUUUUCUUAUCAGUUUAGUUAUCUUUGUAUUUGGAGCCUGUCA
Notolabrus celidotus (New Zealand spotty) is the source of this 1592-nucleotide messenger RNA. Its product is annotated as sialic acid-binding Ig-like lectin 11. The transcript is spliced from 7 exons. The record is from RefSeq and is a predicted model, not a curated record. Bases 133 to 1320 code for a protein of 395 amino acids. NCBI's taxonomy places the organism in Eukaryota, Metazoa, Chordata, Actinopteri, Labriformes, Labridae.